Marmota monax (woodchuck) is the source of this 7360-nucleotide messenger RNA. RefSeq names its product neogenin 1 (gene Neo1). The coding region runs from base 291 to 4739 and encodes 1482 amino acids. NCBI's taxonomy places the organism in Eukaryota, Metazoa, Chordata, Mammalia, Rodentia, Sciuridae. Gene Ontology annotation, biological process: cell-cell adhesion. Gene Ontology annotation, molecular function: protein binding. The transcript has 29 exons. Gene Ontology annotation, cellular component: membrane. The record is from RefSeq and is a predicted model, not a curated record.
GGCGGCGCCUGGAACCCGGAGACCUAGCCACCCCCCGGCCCCGGAAUGUACUGACUCCCCUCUCUGCUCUCCUCCCCUCCCCGCCCCCCUGCAGGAGGGAGGCGCCCCCGAGUCUCCCCUCCCGCUAGAGGGGCCGCGCGGGCCGGGCCGGGCCGUGCUGGAGCAGCGGCGGCUGCGGCCGCGGGAGCCGAGCCUGCAGCGAGGGACCGGCUGAGGCGCGCGGGAGGAAAGGAGGCGAGCGCUCCGCGGCGCUGUCGCCGCCGCGGCGGCUGCUCACUCUCGGGGAAGAGAUGGCGGCGGAGCGGGGAGCCCGGCGACUCUUCAGUACCUCCUCCCUCUGGCUCUACUGCCUGCUGCUGCUGUUCGGGCGCCCGGCGCCGGGCGCUGCGGCCGCCAGGAGUGGCUCCCCGCCGCAGUCCGCAGGUGCCAGCAUUCGAACAUUCACUCCAUUUUAUUUUCUGGUGGAACCAGUGGAUACACUCUCGGUUAGAGGCUCCUCUGUUAUAUUAAAUUGUUCAGCAUACUCUGAGCCUUCUCCAAAAAUUGAAUGGAAAAAAGAUGGAACUUUUCUAAACUUAGUAUCAGAUGAUCGACGCCAGCUUCUUCCAGAUGGAUCUUUAUUUAUCAGCAAUGUGGUGCAUUCCAAACACAAUAAACCUGAUGAAGGCUAUUAUCAGUGUGUGGCCACUGUUGAUAGUCUUGGAACUAUUGUCAGCAGAACAGCCAAGCUAACAGUAGCAGGACUUCCAAGAUUUACCAGUCAACCAGAACCUUCUUCAGUUUAUGCUGGGAACAGUGCAAUUCUGAAUUGUGAAGUUAAUGCAGAUUUGGUUCCAUUUGUGAGGUGGGAACAGAACAGACAGCCCCUUCUUCUGGAUGAUAGAGUUAUCAAACUUCCAGGUGGAACGCUGGUUAUCAGUAAUGUGACUGAAGGAGAUGGGGGACUAUAUCGCUGCAUAAUUGAAAGUGGUGGGCCACCAAAGUACAGUGAUGAAGCUGAAUUGAAAGUUCUUCCAGAUCCUGAGGAAACACUCAGCUUGGUAUUUUUGAAACAACCUUCUUCCUUAGUCAGAGUCAUUGGUCAGAGCACAGUGUUGCCAUGUGUUGCUUCAGGACUUCCUGCACCAGCCAUGAGAUGGAUGAAAAAUGAGGAGACACUUGACACAGAAGGUUCUGAAAGAUUGGUCUUGCUGGCAGGUGGUAGUCUGGAAAUCAGUGAUAUCACUGAGGAUGAUGCUGGGACUUAUUUUUGUAUAGCUGACAAUGGAAAUGAAACAAUUGAAGCUCAAGCAGAGCUUACAGUACAAGCCCAACCUGAGUUCCUGAAACAGCCUGCUAAUAUAUAUGCUCAUGAAUCCAUGGAUAUUGUAUUUGAAUGUGAAGUGACUGGGAAACCAACUCCAACUGUGAAGUGGGUCAAGAAUGGGGAUAUGGUUAUCCCAAGUGAUUACUUUAAAAUUGUAAAGGAACAUAAUCUUCAAGUUUUGGGUCUGGUGAAAUCAGAUGAAGGGUUCUAUCAAUGCAUUGCUGAGAAUGAUGUUGGAAAUGCACAAGCUGGAGCUCAACUGAUAAUCCUUGAACAUGAUGUUGCCAUCCCAACAUUACCUCCCACUUCACUGACCAGUGCCACUACUGACCAUCUAGCACCAGCCACAACGGGACCACUGCCUUCAGCUCCUCGGGAUGUCGUGGCCUCCCUGGUCUCUACCCGCUUCAUCAAAUUAACAUGGCGAACACCUGCAUCAGAUCCUCAUGGAGAUAACCUCACCUAUUCUGUAUUCUACACCAAGGAAGGAAUUGCUAGGGAACGUGUUGAGAAUACCAGUCGCCCAGGAGAGAUGCAGGUAACCAUUCAAAAUCUAAUGCCAGCGACUGUGUACAUCUUUAGAGUUGUGGCUCAAAAUAAACAUGGCUUCGGAGAGAGUUCAGCUCCACUACGAGUAGAAACACAGCCUGAAGUCCAGCUCCCUGGCCCAGCACCUAACAUCCGAGCUUAUGCAACAUCUCCUACUUCCAUCACUGUCACAUGGGAAACCCCAUUGUCUGGCAAUGGGGAAAUUCAAAAUUACAAAUUGUACUACAUGGAAAAAGGAACAGAUAAAGAACAGGAUGUUGAUAUUUCAAGUCACUCCUACACUCUUAAUGGAUUGAAAAAAUAUACAGAGUAUAGUUUCCGAGUAGUGGCCUACAAUAAACAUGGUCCUGGAGUCUCCACACAGGAUGUUGCUGUUCGAACAUUGUCAGAUGUUCCCAGUGCUGCUCCUCAGAAUCUAUCCUUAGAAGUUAGAAAUUCAAAGAGUAUUGUGAUUCACUGGCAGCCACCUUCUCCAGCCACACAGAAUGGGCAGAUUACUGGCUACAAGAUUCGCUACCGAAAGGCCUCCCGAAAAAGUGAUGUCACUGAGACUUUGGUUACUGGGACACAACUGUCUCAGCUGAUCGAAGGUCUUGAUCGGGGGACUGAAUACAAUUUCCGAGUAGCUGCUUUAACAGUCAAUGGUACAGGCCCGGCAACUGACUGGCUGUCUGCUGAAACAUUUGAAAGUGACUUAGAUGAAACUCGUGUUCCUGAAGUGCCUAGCUCUCUUCAUGUCCGCCCGCUUGUCACGAGCAUUGUAGUAAGCUGGACUCCUCCAGAGAAUCAGAACAUUGUGGUCAGAGGUUAUGCCAUUGGUUAUGGCAUUGGCAGCCCUCAUGCCCAGACUAUCAAAGUGGACUAUAAACAGCGCUAUUACACCAUUGAAAAUCUGGAUCCAAGCUCUCACUAUGUGAUUACCCUGAAAGCGUUUAACAACGUGGGUGAAGGCAUCCCCUUGUAUGAAAGUGCUGUGACCAGGCCUCACACAGACACUUCUGAAGUUGAUUUAUUUGUUAUUAAUGCUCCAUACACUCCAGUGCCAGAUCCCACUCCCAUGAUGCCACCAGUGGGAGUUCAGGCUUCCAUUCUGAGUCAUGACACCAUAAGGAUUACAUGGGCGGACAACUCACUGCCCAAACAUCAGAAGAUUACAGACUCCCGGUACUACACAGUUCGAUGGAAAACCAACAUCCCUGCAAACACCAAGUACAAGAAUGCAAAUGCAACGACUUUAAGUUACUUGGUGACUGGUUUAAAACCAAAUACACUCUAUGAAUUCUCUGUGAUGGUGACCAAAGGUCGAAGAUCAAGCACAUGGAGUAUGACAGCACAUGGGACCACCUUUGAAUUAGUUCCUACUUCUCCACCUAAAGAUGUAACAGUUGUGAGUAAAGAGGGAAAACCUAGGACCAUAAUUGUGAACUGGCAGCCUCCUUCAGAAGCCAAUGGCAAAAUUACAGGUUAUAUCAUAUAUUACAGUACAGAUGUGAAUGCAGAGAUACAUGAUUGGGUUAUUGAGCCUGUUGUGGGAAACAGGCUGACUCACCAGAUUCAAGAGUUAACACUUGACACACCGUACUACUUCAAAAUCCAGGCCCGGAAUUCAAAGGGCAUGGGGCCCAUGUCUGAAGCUGUCCAGUUCAGAACACCUAAAGCGGACUCCUCUGAUAAAAUGCCUAAUGAUCAAGCCUCAGGGUCUUCAGGAAAAGGAAGCCGGCUGCCAGACCUGGGAUCUGACUACAAACCUCCAAUGAGUGGAAGCAACAGCCCUCAUGGGAGCCCCACCUCUCCUCUGGACAGUAACAUGCUGCUGGUCAUCAUCGUUUCUGUUGGUGUCAUCACCAUUGUGGUGGUCGUGAUCAUUGCUGUCUUUUGCACAAGGCGUACCACAUCUCACCAGAAAAAGAAACGAGCUGCAUGCAAAUCAGUGAAUGGCUCCCACAAGUACAAAGGGAACUCCAAAGAUGUCAAACCUCCAGACCUGUGGAUCCACCAUGAGAGACUGGAGCUGAAACCCAUUGAUAAGUCUCCAGACCCAAAUCCCAUCAUGACCGAUACGCCAAUUCCUCGCAAUUCUCAAGAUAUCACACCUGUUGACAAUUCCAUGGACAGUAAUAUCCAUCAAAGGAGGAACUCAUACAGAGGGCAUGAAUCAGAGGACAGUAUGUCUACACUAGCUGGAAGGAGGGGAAUGAGACCAAAAAUGAUGAUGCCCUUUGACUCUCAACCACCUCAGCCUGUGAUUAGUGCCCAUCCCAUCCAUUCCCUCGAUAACCCUCACCAUCAUUUCCACUCCAGCAGCCUCGCUUCUCCAGCUCGCAGUCAUCUCUACCACCCGGGCAGCCCAUGGCCCGUUGGCACAUCCAUGUCCCUUUCAGACAGGGCCAAUUCCACAGAAUCUGUUCGAAAUACUCCCAGCACUGACACCAUGCCAGCCUCCUCAUCUCAGACAUGCUGCACUGAUCAUCAGGAUCCUGAAGGUGCUACCAGCUCCUCUUACUUGGCCAGCUCCCAGGAGGAAGAUUCAGGGCAGAGUCUUCCCACAGCCCAUGUUCGUCCUUCCCACCCAUUAAAGAGCUUCGCUGUGCCAGCAAUCCCACCCCCAGGACCUCCCACCUAUGAUCCUGCAUUGCCAAGCACACCAUUAUUAUCCCAGCAAGCUCUGAACCAUCACAUCCAUUCAGUGAAGACAGCUUCCAUCGGAACUUUAGGAAGGAGCCGGCCUCCUAUGCCAGUGGUUGUUCCAAGUGCCCCUGAAGUACAGGAGACCACAAGGAUGCUGGAAGACUCUGAGAGUAGCUAUGAACCAGAUGAGCUGACCAAAGAGAUGGCCCACCUGGAAGGACUAAUGAAGGACCUAAAUGCCAUCACGACAGCAUGACAACCUUCGCCAGGCCAGGACUCCAUGCUUGAGUCUAGAAGUCUUGGAACUUAGCCUUGAAAACAAGGAAUUGUACAGAGUACGAGAGGACAGCACUUGAGAACAGAGUGAGCCAGCAGACCAGCCACCACCCCCGCAUGGAACUAGCUCCAGGCACGGCCACCUGCCUUCUUCUGGUCAGCCUGGAAGAUGCCUGCAUUGGGGCAGCUUCCCUUUGCCUGCUGAUACCAUGCAGGACUGGGCACCAUGGGCCAAAAUUUUGUGUCCAGGGAAGAGGCGAGGAGUACAACCUGCAUUUCACUUUGUGAUCAGGCUGUGUCUUCGUGCUGCAACUGCAUCAACUUGAUGGAGUGUAGACAUUGGCAUUAUGUACAAUUUUAUUUGAGUCUAUUUUAUUUUACCUUAAAAAAAUAUGAUCCAAAACCAAGGAAGUCCAUGGUGUUUUCCACAAGUGGUUGACAUUUGACUGCUUGUUCCAAUUACAUACGGAAAGUCAUUGACAGUGUGGGUUGUUGCAGGGGUUGGCUUGUUUUUGGUUUGGUUUUUAUUUUUUAAUUCUGAGACAUUGCAUCCUCUACCAGCUGUUAAUCCAUCACUUUGAGGGGGAGGAAAUGUUGCAUUGCUGUUUGUAAGCUUUUUUAUUAUUUUUUUAUUAUAAUUAUUAAAGGCCUGACUUUCUCCUCUCAUCACUGUGAGAUUACAGAUCUAUUUGAAUGAAAUGUAACAUGAAAAGACUUGUUUGUUGUUUUCUGUGCAGAUUCAGUAUUGGGGUGGGGGCUGGGGGUUGGGAAUAGGAAAUGGAAGGGCUGCUGAGGUCCUGUGAAUGUUCCAGUCAUUGUACUUUCUUCCAGAAGCCUGCAGAGAAUGGAAGCAUCUUCUUUUUUGUCCUUUUCUGGUAUAUCCAUCUUAUUGUCACUACAUUGCAACUGCAGUUUUGUUUGGAUGUAGUUAAAAAUUCUGUGCAAUAGGUGGGUGUGGGGAUUUUGCUGCCCUGCGUCUUGAUUAUGUCCUGGUGGGAAUGUCCAUGCUGAGGUCCCUGGUGCUGUUCCUCAUGGAGUGAUGCCAAGUAUAGCAAGAGCCUGGCCCUGUUCCUGGAUGUCAGAGAGCACAGGAUAGAGACCCUUUGCUGCUGCUGAAGGUGGUUCCCUUGAGGAGGCUGGAGGUUAAGAAAGGAGCUUUGUUUCCACAUGGGACUCCUGCUUCUUGGUGCCUAUCAUCAGCUAGGCCAGCUCUCACUUCUACACUUCAGGGCCCCUUCUGAAAAAGCAUCAGCAAGGCUGAGGCAAGGCAGGUCUGUCAAUGUAAUUCUGCAAGUAGGGAAUGAAGAAAGACAGUGGAGAGAGCAUCAGCAGAGGCAGCUGUCCCCUCCAUCCCAGCAGCAUAUGUCCAGGUCUCAGCCAUACACAGAAGCCUUUGCGUUCGCAAAAAGUUGUUGUCUUUCCUUAAAAAGGUAGGGGCUGAGGUGUAUGCUCAUUUCUUUAAGAUUAAGAAUAUGUAAUGAAAAGUACAGGACUGAGCCUUGGGCAUCUUCUCCCCAACAAAUCCCCAGGCAGUGAAGAAGGCAGCUGGGGCUUGCGUGCUGUAGCCAACAAAGCUGCUCAGAGCCAGGUGCAGUGGUGCACACCUGUCAUCCUAGGCUAAAGCAGAAGGAUCACAAGUUUGAGGCCAGCCUCGGCAACUUAGCAGGACCCUGUCUCAAUAAAUAGGGCUGGGGAUGUGGCAGUGGUAAAGCACUCCUGGGUUCACUCCCCAGUAACCCCCCCAAAAAAACCCCUGCUGACCACCAGUGGGGCUCCAGCCCACUAUUCCAGGUCCCUGAGCCCUGCCCAGGCCUCAUGAGUGCCCCCACAGGUUACAGGUGUGCCACCGACCUUUGAUCAUGGGUUAUUUUACCUUUUUUAGAGCUUAUUACACAUUUGCUUUUCUACAACGUAAACUCCGUAUUUAUGAUUUGGGGGGCGAUGAGAAGUGCAGUGCUGGAACUCCUGCUGCCACAGAGCUGUCACGGCACAGUGCCUGGCAGGACUCAGGAAAUCAGUGCAUUUCAGCUGGUCCUGAAGAGAGCAGUGAGAGCUUUCUGGCCCCCAGGAGGGCUAGAUUCCCCCAAAACUGUCUUACCUUUUGCCCAAAGAACAUGCUCAGUAUUGAGGGCAUUCCCUCCCAUGAACCCUGACACUUCUGUUACCUCAGGGCCUUGGUACCUGGAUACUGCCACAGAAUCAGGGCGGGGUGGGGGAGGGACCUAUUUUUAAAUGAAAUAACUGUUCAAAGUUGGGGGAUUUUUUAAAGUUAAGAAAAAGGAAAGCUAUUCUGUAUUGCACCUUUCACAAUUGAAUACAUUUUCUUACAUUUUCCUGUGGUUUUUGAAACUAAACCAUUGUGUGUCUUGUCGUGUCCUAGUUGAGCUGCGGCUCAGCAGUUUCCUUCAGGAGGAUGUGGAGCAAAUGUGUCUGUUGCCUUGCAGCCUGCUGGAGGGUCCUGGAGGACUGCUGGACUGGGUUCUGUAUACAUUUGUUUGGCCUUUUCUGUAGUUGAUGCUGUAAACUCUAUGGCUUUUUAAAAACAAUUUCAUGUUUUUAUUUAGUAUUGGAAACCCAAUACACUUUUUUAAUCCAAUCAAA